AGGCGGUACUGCAAAAAAUAGAUUUUUCGAAAUCAGUCAUUUAGAAGGCAAGAGAGCCUUGGCAUAGGCGGCGGAAAAGGGGGAAGCAGGGGGGCUUGAGCCUUCCGAAUUUCGAACUUCUAUAAACCAAACUUUUCUCUGCCAGAUAAAUUGUGCAUAGCGGAACGUCUCCAUAUCUAUGUGUACUUGUGCCAAAGUGUAUGCUAUAAGAAGUGUGGCUCGAAGUGAUAUUCCGACUAGCUUCAAGGCAGGCUUGAGACUUGAAAGGACUUUGAUCAGAAACUCAAGUAAACUGUGGAAUCAGCUGGAUGAUGACGAGCGUAAUGAUCGUAAGUAUAAACGUCUUAAAUCGUACUUAGAAUCAUCUUUCCUAGAAUCCUUCCGAGUUCCUUCUGUUAAGAACGGAAAACUUGAGAUCCAUUAUACGAGAUGUAGACUUGGUUUUCCACAGUUAAAUGAACCUGUAUUCAUAAGACAACUUGUGUCUUCGUUAGAUUGUAUUUGUGGAGAUGAUAAGAAAUUAACUAAACAUUUCUUUAUGCAUUGUACUCGGUAUGAUGCUCCACAUCAAACUAUGUUACAACUGUUCGCGAAUACUCUAAAAGUGAAAACAAUAAUAAUUGAUCAUGUUUUGUUGCAUCACAGUUUGAUAAGAGCAUCUGCAAAGAAGAACUGAUUGAAGUAUAUAAUACUGUCCUCCACUUUAUCGCUGCAAUGCGCCGGUUUGAUCAGCCUUGAUGUUUGAUCUGUAUCUGUGUUAAAUACAUUGACAUAUUAUGAUAAUUCACAUUUCUGUCUACCUUUCCUCUCCAUAAACUAAUUUGUAAUUUUCACGUUUUUUUUCCAAAACUGCUGUCAUACUGAUAACUUCAUCAUAUUUCCUUUUUAUUCAUUUAUUCUUUUGUUGUAUACGAGAAACCGGCACACAAUAAUCCUGCCCGACAUACCGUGCAUGUUCAUUGUUUCCUUUGUAUGUUUAUUAUAAGCAUUAGAAAUAAAUAUGUUUAGAAAAAGAAAACCAAAAAGAAUCUAACCUAUGGCGCAAAAGUCUUGGCGCAAUGUGUUCGUUCAUUUUUCGACUACCUAGAAACAACUAAUGAGAGUUAAAUGAAGUUACUUAGACGCAGAAAACUGACAUAUGAAAAGGCGUUUUAUGUUUCCAGCUGAGGAGGAUCUUUUAAUCAAACUACAAAAUAUCGGGGAAAUUCAUUUUCGAGCCGAUUAAACAUUUACUCACAGUUAGUCAGUCUUAAGCUAGAAAAGAAUUCUGAGCAUAUGCAUAGAAAGUGCGUCAAAUUCUGCGUCUAAGUAACUUCUUUUAACUCUCAUUAGUUGCGUCUCAGUAGUCUAAAAAUAAACGAACACGUUGUGCCAAGACUUUCGCGCCAUGGGUUAAAAAGCAAAACAGCUGCAGAACUCUUGUCAUUAAGGAUACAGUUCAAGAUGCAACGUCAGCAUGUUAUCGGUAGAUUUUUGAGAAAACUUUUAUAUAUAUAUUCUCAAUAAUAUGAAUUAGUCAAAUGUCGUAUCUAAUAAGAAACAUGAGACUUUAUGCAAAAGGUCCUUUUUUUAUAGACUGGAGUUGUUUAUUAAAUUGAAUUUCUAUAUAAGAUGGUGACAACAUCGACGAUUAUUUAUAUUUAUCAACAAAUUAAUAUAUAUGUUGGUAGUUUCCUGUUCUUAUUUGGACUUAUUGGUAAUUGUUUGAAUAUUCUAAUAUUUUUGUCAAAAAAAGCUUUCAAUAAAAACUCUUGUACAAGAUAUAUUUUAACGUCAUCAGUAGCUGAUUGUUCAGAAUUAAUCUUUACUUUAUCUACAAGAAUACUAACAUAUGGAUUUAAUAUUGAUUUUACUCUAUCUUCAUUGAUAUGGUGUAAAUUACGUUUAUUUUUACGACAAACAUUUGCAUUAACAGUACUAGCAUGUAUUUGUUUAGCGACAAUUGAUCGUUAUUUAUUAUCAUGUCAAGAUGUUCAUAGAAGACGAUUAAGUAAAAUAUUAAAUUCACGUGUAACACUACCAAUUGUACCUUUAUUUAUUCUUGUAAUUUCAUCACCAUUAGCAAUAUCGAUGAUUAUUACUGUAAAUAAAGACAAUCAAUCAACAUGUACAUAUUUAUCCACAUCAUAUUUAUAUUAUUCAACAUGUGUAUAUAAUCCAUUGUUUUUAGUGAUAAUACCAGUAUCAAUAAUGACAAUAUUUGGUCUAAUGACAUAUAAUAAUCUUCGUCAACGACGAAUUACACCCAUUGUUCAACAGCAGCACCGUUUAGAUCAACAAUUGACAUCAAUGUUAUUAUUACAAAUAGUAAUUAUUAUAGUAUCAUCAAUUCCAUAUUGCGUUCAGGCUGUAUAUGCAGCAAUAACAGUAAAUUCUCAAAAAGAUUCAUUUAUAAGCGCGCGAGACAUAUUAAUUAUGACAAUUACAAGUCUCAUAUUUUUUCUAAAUAAUAUUUCUAACUUUUAUAUUUAUUUAAUAUCGUCACCAGCAUAUCGUAAACAAUUUAUAAAACUUAUAAAAUCGAGGAAAUGUUUUGCUUACUUUCAACGAAAUAGGACUUCACCAGCGGACGUAACACUAAAUAGCAAUAAUACCAACCGUGGAAUAACAUUUAUCAAUUGA
Didymodactylos carnosus is the source of this 2622-nucleotide messenger RNA. The record is from the annotation of a GenBank genome assembly. NCBI's taxonomy places the organism in Eukaryota, Metazoa, Rotifera, Eurotatoria, Philodinida, Philodinidae.